AUAAUAGAAAAGGAAAGAAAACGGGGGAAGAGAGAGAGAAAGAAAGAGAAGAAGAAGAAGAAGAAGAAGAAGGAAGAAACCCUCCGCUUCUCUCUCCGCUUGCUUCGCCCGACCGAAGGGAGCACCUCUCUCUCUCUCUCUCUCUCUCUGCCACCCCCCUCGUCCUCUCUCUAGCGCUCUCCCUCUCUCUCCCUCUGUCUGCAAAGGCGAGAGCUCCAUGGGUCGCCGUCGACGGCGUCAGGCGACGGCCGUCGAUCACGCACUAUGGGUGCUCGCCCUCAUCGCGUUCCAUUUGUUCUCCGUGGUCUUGGGAGCCACAUCCGCCGACGACGUCACGGCGAUGACGGCCCUCUCAAACGCCAUCGGCGGCGAUUCUUUGGGGUGGAAGGGAACCGAUCCCUGCAAUGCUUGGCGUGGUGUAAAGUGCGACGCUAACCGCGUUACCUCCAUCCAGCUUGCAAACGCCGGCAUAUCUGGUACCAUCCCCUCCAAAGCCAUAUCUGCCCUCACAAUGCUCACCACCCUUAGCCUCCAGGGAAACCAUCUCACCGGCGCUCUUCCUUCUUUUGCCGGCCUAUCGUCCCUUCAGACCCUGUACCUCGAUAACAACAAUUUUUCCUCCGUCCCUCCCGGGAUCUUCUCCGGCCUCACCAGCCUGCAGAACCUCCAUCUCGACAACAACCAGUUCGCCCCCUGGGUCAUCCCUGACCUUUCCGAUUCCACCAGCCUCCAAGCCUUCACCGCCAGCAAUGCCUUCAUCACGGGAACCAUUCCGGAUUACUUUGGAAAAAUGGUGAAUCUUCAGUCCCUCAGGCUUUCCUACAACAACCUCACCGGCGGGCUGCCUACCACCUUCGCCGGCUCCGGCAUCCAGAACCUCUGGCUCAACAACCAGCAGGGUGAGAAGCUUAGCGGCUCAAUUGAGGUUCUUGGUCAGAUGACGAGCCUUGUUCAGGCCUGGCUACACUCGAAUGCUUUCACCGGUCCCAUCCCGGACCUCACCAAAUGCACGUCUCUGGUCGAUCUGCAACUCAGAGACAACUCCCUCACAGGUGUCCUGCCCUCCUCCCUCUUCUCCAUGCGCUCUCUGCUCAACAUUUCUCUAUCCAACAACCGUCUCCAGGGUCAAUACCCCAACUUUAACAGUUCUGUCACACAAAACAUAGGGACCUUGAAUAGUUUCUGCCUUCCCCAACCUGGGCCCUGUGAUCAACGAGUCGAUAUCCUCCUUGCGAUUGCUGCGGCGGUAAACUACCCACUUGAUUUCGCCAACUCCUGGAAAGGGAAUGAUCCUUGCAGCGGGCCCUGGUCGGGUGUCACCUGCGAUGCGAAGGGGGUCAUCACCGUGCUCAAUUUCGCAAAUCGUCGUUUGGUCGGAACCAUCUCCCCGGCAAUCGCAAACCUGACUGGCCUGAAGACGCUGUACCUCAGCAACAACAAUCUGACAGGACCCAUCCCUGCGAGCCUCACCACUCUGCAGAAUCUGCAGAUAAUUGAUGUCUCCAACAAUAAUCUUACCGGUGCUGUACCGGCAUUUAGCCCGAACGUUACGCUGAAGAGUUCGGGCAAUCUAUAUCUGGGCACUGGUGGAUCCUCCGGUGGAAGUGGAGGAUCUGGAGAUGAUGGUGGUGGUGGGACUGCAUCUGGCUCGUCUGGGUCGGCGGCGCAUGGUGGAUCGCUGUCGGCCGCCGCUCGAGUGGGAAUAGGAAUAGGUGUUGUAUUGGCGCUAGUGAUUGUUGCUGGGCUAGUCUUUUGUUACUUUUGCAAGUCCAAGGGACGGGGAUUCGGACGCGUGCAGAGUCCGCCUUCUUCUGCAAAUGGGCUAGGAGAGGUUAAACUUAACGUUGGCAAUGACAAUACCAAUGUCACUAGUGAGGAACACAGCGCGUCCAGCAGUUUGCCCGACCCUGGUAGCAUGGUGAUAUCGAUCCAAGUGCUUCAGGAGGUGACGAACAAUUUCAGCGACUCGAACGAGAUAGGCCGGGGAGGUUUCGGAGUUGUUUACAGAGGAGAGCUUCAUGAUGGGACCAAGAUUGCAGUGAAGAGGAUGCAGGGAGCCACAAUGGGAGGCAAAGGCAUGAAUGAGUUCUUGGCGGAGAUCAAUGUGCUGACGAAGGUGAGGCAUCGGCACUUGGUGGCGCUGCUCGGCUACUGCAUUGAGAGGAACGAAAGGCUUCUGGUUUAUGAAUAUAUGCCACAGGGGACGUUGGGGCAGCAUCUAUUUGAAGGACCAGAGAACGGUUUCUGUUUUCUCAAUUGGAAAGCAAGGCUGACCAUUGCAUUGGAUGUCGCCAGGGGAGUUGAAUAUUUGCAUAGUUUGGCAUUGACUAGUUUCAUUCACAGGGAUCUGAAACCUUCCAAUAUACUGUUGGAUGAUAAUAUGAGAGCAAAAGUUUCAGAUUUUGGCCUUGUAAAACUUGCACCUGAAGGGAAAUACUCAGUGGAGACACGAUUGGCCGGAACGUUUGGAUAUCUUGCACCUGAAUAUGCUGCUACUGGAAGGGUAACAACGAAGGUUGAUGUCUAUGCAUUUGGGGUGAUCCUCAUGGAAAUGAUAACAGGUCGGAAAGCCCUGGACCAAUCACAGCCAGAAGAAAGCUCCCAUCUUGUGACAUGGUUCCGAAGAAUCUUGAUUGGCAACAAGGGCGAUGUCAGCAAGGCUAUUGAUCCAACCCUCAAUUUAGAUGAUGAGGAAACGUUCAAUAGCAUUUCCGUAGUGGCUGAGUUAGCUGGCCAUUGCACUGCCCGGGAGCCACACCAGAGGCCGGAUAUGGGGCAUGCUGUUAGCGUGCUUGCACCGCUGGUAGAACAAUGGAAGCCCAGCAGCAGAGAUGAAGAAACAAGUGAAGGUAUCAACUACGACAUACCACUCUCAGUAGCUAUACAAAGAUGGCAAGCCAAUGAAGGCAGCACCUCUAUGAUGACACAGUCGUUCUACAGAGGUACCACAAGCGUGGAGAAUACGCAGUCCAGUAUUCCGGUAGGUGCAGUUUUCCCAGAUUCUGUGAACUGCCGAUGAGAAAAGAAAGGAAAAGCAGUAAUAUCCAGUAUUCCAAUCGCCUUUUUCUUAAUUCUGUUCUUUCAAUUUUUAUCUGUUUCAGCAGCUUUCUGCUCCCAAUCUCUUCAUUUGUUUGUAAAGGCAAGCAGACUAACAGAAUUUGAGUUUAGGAUGGCCUUCCAAGUGGUCGGAACUUGGGAAGCGGCCAGAGGAAUUGCUUCAAUGUGUAAAAUUUUCCGUUUGGGGAUACAUAUGUAUCGUAUAUCACCACUUUUCCACCUUA
This is a messenger RNA of Nymphaea colorata (pocket water lily), 3281 nucleotides long. Its product is annotated as receptor-like kinase TMK4. Gene Ontology annotation, molecular function: protein binding; protein kinase activity; ATP binding. The coding region runs from base 218 to 3019 and encodes 933 amino acids. The transcript is spliced from 2 exons. Lineage: Eukaryota; Viridiplantae; Streptophyta; Magnoliopsida; Nymphaeales; Nymphaeaceae. The record is from RefSeq and is a predicted model, not a curated record. Gene Ontology annotation, biological process: protein phosphorylation.